AUGUCCACUCUCAGCAUAGGAGAAGCUUUGUUGCGGAUCGUGUCGGCCAUUCUCCUGUCCGGGAAUCGGUGGUCUUGGGAGCCGAACCCUUUCCCCUGGUCCGGCGAACUCUCCAUCGAUCUUCUGGCGAAUUCCGACGGGUCUCUUCCAUCAUACACCGAGCUUUCACCACACAAGUUCAUCGUCAUUCCCGCAGAGUCCCCCAGAGGACUUCCUGCCAGGCUACCGUCCACUGCAACAACCGUCAAGCUGGAGGUGUUCAUCCACAAUCUUCCCCGCGACCUCACCGAAGAUGGGUUGACUACUCACCUCCAGCCGUUUCUGACCAAGCUGGGCAUCCUCGAUUACCUCUGCGAGAAGCCGAAGAAGAAGACGUUUGGGCAUGUGACCUUUCUGAGCCAUUCAGACGGGACGCGGUUUCUCGCCGUCCAUGGAGAGGAGACACUGCCGGAGAACUCGCGCGGGCGUCCAGCUCUAAGAUCUCGACUGAAACUGAUGGGAGUUGGCGUAUACUGCAAGCUCAGUGUGCGACAGCCGCAGAAGUUCACGCUGAAGAGCCUCCAGCUCACCGCCGAGGAGCGAAAGAACCCGACUCGCGAGACCGAGGAGGAAGGGAGGCCCACGUCGUUCACUCUGCGGUCCUUCAGCUGUGGAUAUUGUAUGUAUGUCGGCGCAGAUUUGGCCUACGUACCCGAGGUGCAAUGGCCAGACCAGGGCUUUCUGCGGUUCAGCAGGCGGAAUUUGGUGGUGAAGCUGGGCAGCCAGACUCUCAUUCGAAUCCCGCUCAACACCGUCAUCCAUCUGGUCUGGUCGCCGAGAGGCUCACUCAAUCUCACCCUCUCUACCGUCCCCAUCUUCAGUGGUAACGAUGGCGAUCCCUUGAGCCAGGCCUUGCAGAGUCUUGCGAUUGAUUUCAAAGGUGCCCGGUUUUUCCGCUUUCCGGAGAUCAAAAAGUCCCGGCUCUGUUCUCUCUCGGAGAGUCAUGCGCAGGUAGUCGGGCAAUGUCUCGUUUAUCAUUUCGAUGUUGUCCCCACCGAUAUGUACCGCCAAAUCGAUGAGCUGAAGGAACGAGAGAUCACAAUCAUGAGAUACGAGCUGGUCUCUCUCAGUCGGUCGGCAGGAAUGUUUGCGUUUCAUAUGAGGGUGCUGAUGAAAGAACUGUCAGAUUAUACCGUCGAUAAUUCCCUUCCCUUUGAGAUCUUGUUUCAACUACAGUCUCUGGCUUAUAAUUCGUAUCUUCAUCCCACCGGGGUCCUCAACCUAGCAAGGGAGCUGCGCAGUAUUUUCAAGGCUCGCAAGCUGGCCAAAAAGAAGCCAAUCUCUGUUGAUGCGAUGAAGAAAUUUCUCGACACUAUUGAUUGGCCAUCCCCUCAUGGGGAUCCGAAAGAUUUCGAAACCGCUCAGUUGGUCAAAACCUUGGAAGAUAUCGAAGACGAUAUCCAGAACGGCCUCGUCUACAGAAAAGGACUCUCCGAUGCACCUCCGAACCUGGCUAGAGUCCAUCGAGCCAUGGUCUCGCCCACGCGAAUCACUCUACAUGGACCGGAGUUGGAACCUAACAAUCGAAUUCUGCGCAAGUUUCCCAAGCAUCGCGAGUAUUUCCUUCGCGUACAGUUCUGCGACGAGAAUGGACAGGACUUGCACUUCAACCCAAAACUUAACCAUGAAGGAGUCUUCGUGCGGUUUAAGGAUAUUCUGAAAAGCGGAAUACAGAUUGCUGGUCGGACUUACAAGUUCCUGGGGUUUUCGCACUCGUCUUUGCGAUCUCACUCCGUUUGGGCAAGUAUCUUUUUUUCUAUCUACUCUUUUUCCUCCCCGUUCUUCGAGGGCGGCGCCAUGCAGACGUACUUCACAAUCAUCAAAGCUCUCGGCAACUUCUCACACAUCACGUCUCCGGCGCGGUGUGCAGCCAGAAUCGGUCAAGCCUUUUCUGAGACUCCAUUUGCUCUUGCAUUGAAGGAGAAUAGUGUCACGGUUGUGAAUAUACCGGAUAUAAAAUCCGCUGAUGGUUCUCGUGUCUUUAGCGACGGGGUGGGAACCAUUUCUUGGGAUGUGGUGGAAAAGAUCUGGGCAAGUCUCCCACGACGAAAGGGCUCGCCCACGUCCUUUCAAAUUCGGAUGGGUGGUGCAAAAGGCAUGCUUGCCCUGGACCCCCGACUGGCUGGCUCAGUCAUCCAGGUCCGACCGUCCAUGGUCAAAUUUGAAAGCGACGAUAUGGGAAAUCUGGAAAUCUGCGACAUGGCGUCGAAACCCAUCCCACUUGUCCUCAACCGUCAAGUAAUCAAGAUUAUGGAGGACAUGGGCGUUCCGGAGGCCUGGUUCAGCAGAUUGCAGUCUACAGAAGUCAGGCGUUUGAGACAGGUCACUGCCAAUACCGGAAACACGGCCAAGUUCCUAAAGGAGCAGAACACAGGGGACUCGAUCAAACUUCACAAGCUGUUUCGCCUGUGCGAGAAAUUGCGCCUGGACUACAAGAUGGACGCCUUUCUCCGCUCUGUCGUCCAAGCGGUGAUUCUGCGGGAACUACGUCUGCUCAAACACAAGGCCCGCAUCCCAGUGGAAAAGGGUAUGACUCUCUUUGGUAUCCUGGACGAAACCGGCUUCCUCAAGGAAAAUCAGGUCUAUGUCGCGACCGACCGAUACAUACAGCCCCCUGGACCGGGCAAGGUCCUUGUCACUCGCUCCCCCGCUCUGUAUGAUGGGGAUGUUCAAAUCGCGGAGCAUGUCGUCCCUCCUUGGAACCACCCACUGAGGCAACAUACGAGUUGCAUAAUAUUCAGCAGACAAGGCAAGCGUGACCUCCCAAGCCAGCUGAGUGGUGGAGAUCUGGAUGGAGAUCUAUACAACGUGAUAUGGGACCAGGAUGCCAUGCCCCCGCAAAUUCAAACGUUCUUGCCUGCCGAUUACCCUCGCGUCGAACCCCUUAACAUCGGACGCGCUGUGACUGUCGAUGACAUGGCUGGGUUCUUCGUGGACUUCAUGAAGACAGAUCACCUUGGGGUGAUCGCCAUCCGUCAUAUGAUUCUCGCGGAUCAGAAUGAAGAGGGAACGCGCCAUCCAGACUGCAAGAAGCUCGCAGAGCUACAUUCCACCGCAGUGGAUUUUUCAAAGACUGGAAUCCCCGUGAUGAUGGAGCAUCUCCCCAAGGCAAACGCCUAUAGACCCGACUUUUUGGCACCUGGGCCGCAAACACGACUCUAUGAUAAAUCCGAAAUUGCGCUCGAUCCCCUUGUCUUACCGGCUACAUAUAAUGAGGACGAGGACGACAUUGCCCCGCCGCGGAAGUACUACCGGUCUGAAAAGAUACUGGGCAAACUGUACCGAGCCAUAGACGAACAGAGGAUCUGGGCCAAUGAUAUCCGACGUCAACCGAUGCCCUAUGCGCGUCCCUUUUGGGAAGAAUUCCUCCGUGAUUCAAUGAGACGAUGUCUUUCCUUAGGCCCCAUCAUAUGGAGCCACCGCUGCGAGGAAGCCAGACACAUUCAAUCAGCAUACGAAGACGCAAUCAUCUCCGCGAUGAAUGAGUACUCAGACCAUCCGAUCAACCCAAUCAGCGAGCUGGAGGUCUUCAUCGGCUUCAUCAUCAACAAGACAGGCGUGCAGACUCACCGACAGCGAGACCGAUCAAUCCGACUGAGCGAGGAAUUCGAACGCAUUUCGGCCUGGAUUGUUUCGCAGAUGCGCAGAUCCCGUGGCGAUACCGCCUCCGUGUUGAGUUAUAGCGGGGAAUUCGACGCCCUCGAGCUUUGUCUGGCCUGCGUGCAUGUCGGGGUGCAGCAGGACCAGGGUACCUCGUUUCGCCGGCGCAGAGACGUGUACGGGGACAUCAAGAGCUUCAAGGUGGUUGCUGCCUGUGCCCUUCUGGCCGAGUUGGAUGAUAUCGAGAAAGAGCGAGAAGGCGGGGGCUAUAUCGGCGUGAUGUCCAGAGUACGGGGGUAGGAUAGUACUGGUAUCUAAUGAUCAUUUCCUUUAUCUAGGCUGUAUGCGCCUUUAUCUGGGUUGCUUCGAGCUCACUUAUAUUCUAUUCCAUGGGAUGAGAAUGACAACUUGACAUUAUUCAUUAUUUAGGUAGGAGUGGUAAAACUGUGGCAUGUUUUUCAAAACAAUUUGCCUCGUUCCAUACCAUCUCAAAAGCGUUUCCAUAAAGCCUAGGGACCCAGAAAAAAGACUGCACUCGGCCCUUGACGUCGGCCCAGUCACGGCCGCACAGAUCCAUGGAUAAUCCGAGCGACUGAAUAGACGACAGGUACCAGUUCUUGAGAGGAGGGUUGUUGGAUGUUGAGCAUCCUGCUAAGAGCAAGACCCAUAACUGAAAGUUGUUAAAGCCGUCAUCAUUACAAUAGAUAUGCUCAU
This is a messenger RNA of Penicilliopsis zonata CBS 506.65, 4353 nucleotides long. RefSeq lists its product as hypothetical. The coding region runs from base 1 to 3939 and encodes 1312 amino acids. Gene Ontology annotation, cellular component: nuclear RNA-directed RNA polymerase complex. Gene Ontology annotation, biological process: siRNA processing. The record is from RefSeq and is a predicted model, not a curated record. The transcript has 6 exons. Gene Ontology annotation, molecular function: nucleic acid binding; RNA-directed RNA polymerase activity. Lineage: Eukaryota; Fungi; Ascomycota; Eurotiomycetes; Eurotiales; Aspergillaceae.